Molecule: messenger RNA, 669 nt
Organism: Pteronotus mesoamericanus
Lineage: Eukaryota; Metazoa; Chordata; Mammalia; Chiroptera; Mormoopidae
Gene: FIGLA
Product: folliculogenesis specific bHLH transcription factor
Exons: 3
Coding region: 1-669 (222 amino acids)
Biological process (GO): regulation of transcription by RNA polymerase II; developmental process
Molecular function (GO): RNA polymerase II transcription regulatory region sequence-specific DNA binding; DNA-binding transcription factor activity, RNA polymerase II-specific; protein dimerization activity
Source: RefSeq, a predicted model, not a curated record
AUGGACGCCUUGCCGGGCUUCGUAGUCACCUCGCCGGCCGAGGUGCUGGAGGACGUGCUGCGGGAGCAGUUCGGGCCACUGCCCCAGCUGGCCGCUAUCUGCCGGCUCAAGAGACUGCCCUCGGGCGGCUACUCGUCCACCGAGGACCUCCAGUUGGUGCUGGAGCGGCGGCGUGUGGCCAACGCCAAGGAGCGCGAGCGGAUAAAAAACCUAAACCGUGGUUUUGCCAAACUGAAGACACUGGUGCCAUUUCUUCCUCAAAGCAGGAAGCCUAGCAAAGUUGAUAUCCUUAAAGGUGCAACUGAAUACAUACAAGUUCUCAGUGACGUUCUGGAAGGAGCCAAAGACUCUGAGAAACAAGACUCAGAUCAUCAGAACUAUAUCAACAAUACUUCUGAACCACAUAUGGCUAAAGAGCUAUUGAGAAACAACGCCCAGCAUGCGAGCCAUGCUGUGGGCUCAAAGAACGAGGAAAAAGUUCCCUGGGCAGAUGGUGGCAGCAGUGAGUCAGCAUACGCUUGUUGCCAGUGCUUGAUGUCUGCAACUGGAGUUACCUCCACGACCAGGAAUCUGGUAAAGUAUUUCUUUUUAAAUUGCAAUGUAGAUGUCAAAAAAAGUCAAAAUGCUUCUCUUGAUGUAUGGUUAUUCUCCAUGCUGAACCAUGAUUGA